AAUUGGUCAGUUGUACAAAAACGUAAAUGAUUAUGCUUUACUAAACUAAUUCUGUUUAUUAUAAAAUUGGGAUAAAAUUUAUUAAAAUGUCUGACGACGAAAUGGAAAAAUUCGAGAUCACAGACUAUGAUCUGGAAAAUGAGUUUAAUAUUAAUAGAACUAGAAAAAAACAGAGUAAACACCACCAAAUUUAUGGCAUAUGGGCAGACGACAGUGACGGAGAAGAUGAUAAGAAGUCUUUUAAAUACAAAAAACAACCGAAAAAUUAUUCAGCACCUAUAGGAUUUGUAGCUGGUGGAGUUCAUCAAGCUGGUAAGAAAAAGGAUGAUGAGAAAAAAACGACUAAAAUGGAUGAGGAUUCUGAGGAAGUGGAAACAAAACAAUCUUUCAAAUUACGCGAUAGUUCAGAUGAAUCAGAGGAUGAAGUUCCAACGAGAGCAGGUUGUAUAUUUUUAUUUUUUAAAAUUUAUUUUCCGAAUUUUAUUGUUUUUUCAGGUUUCGGUAUCAGUAAUAAUAAAAAAUCCAUCCAAUCGACUGUCACUGAAAUAAAUGCUGAUAUAGCUGGAAUGAGAACAAAGAGUACUGUAAAUCAAUCAUUGAUUAAUAAAGGUGUAGGUCAUUGGGAAAAACAUACAAAAGGAAUCGGAGCUAAACUGUUACUUCAAAUGGGUUUUCAACCUGGGAAAGGUCUCGGAAAAGACCUACAAGGUAUUUCAGCUCCAGUUGAAGCUCAUUUAAGAAAAGGAAGAGGAGCUAUUGGGGCUUACGGACCUGAAAAAUCCGCCAGCAUUCCUAAAAUGAAGGAUAAUACAUUGAAGAUGGAAAUAGAAAACGAAACUGAUGAAACGAAAGGCGAAUCAAAGUGGAAGAAAACUGAAUCUUUAAGCAAGAAGAGCAGAUAUUAUUACAGAAGUGUUGAUGAUGUUAUCGAAAAAGGUAAACGACCAGGAGCUUAUAGAAAUUUGGGAAAUGCAAGUGAACUCAGCAAGGUUAAGGUAAUAGAUAUGACAGGACCUCAACAGAGAGUUCUUAGUGGGUAUCAUGCUCUAAGCGGACUAAAAGCACCUCCUGGAGUUGAACAUUUUGAAGAUGUCAUCCAUAAAAAAUGUUCGAAUUUUGCUUUGCCUGAAAUUCAACAUAAUUUAGAUUUAUUAGUCGAUAUGUGUGAACAAGAUAUCAUCAGAAUAGACAGAAAUACAAGAUUCAACGAAGACAGGAUCAUAGCUUUGGAACAAGAGGAAAAAUCCCUGAAGGAAGCGUUAAGGAAAGAGGACGUUCUGUUGAAUAAUUUAAAAGACGUUCGAAAUAUAGUUGACAAAUUAAUGGAUACCUCACAGACUUAUUCUUUAGGCCAAAUCGCCGAUAUAUUCAAACAAUUACAGGAAGAUCAUCGGGAAGAAUACGAGUUGUACGAAUUGGGCGAAUUGGCUCCAGGAUUGAUAGGUCCUUUGUUAACAUCCGCUCUGGCUAAUUGGAAUCCUUUGGCUCAUCCUCAUCAGUACACCGAUGUAUACGGACAAUGGAAGGAGAUCCUGGAAAGGCGGUUUCAUCAACGUGGGAAUCUAGAAGGUAAUAAAAUGGGAAUACAGCCGUAUGAUAAUCUAAUUUGGCAUACUUGGAUGCCUGUUAUGAGAACUUGUGUUAGUUCUUGGAAUCCAAGAGAUUGCGAUUCUCUGAUUACCCUCAUCGAUAUAUGGAGACCGUUAUUACCUCAGUGGAUUUUGGAAAACGUUUUCACUCAUUUAAUAAUGCCUCGAAUACUUAAAGAAGUCAAUAAUUGGAAUCCUGUCACCGAUACUAUUCCCAUACACGUCUGGAUACAUCCUUGGAUACCAUUAUUAGAUGAAAAACUUCAAACUUCCGUCUACCCAGUGAUCCAAGAAAAAUUAGGCAACGCUUUAACGAAUUGGCAUCCUUCGGAUAGAUCGGCAAAAUUGAUGCUCCAACCUUGGCAGAGAGUUCUAUCUCAAGGAUCUUUCGUGGCUUUUUUGCUAAAACACAUCGUACCCAAAUUGCAAAUAUGUAUGCAGUCUUUAGUCAUUAAUCCCCAUCAACAGCACUUAGAUCCUUGGAAUUGGGUGAUGGAUUGGAGCGAUAUGAUUUCCGUCGGUAAUAUGACAUUGAUAUUGGAUAAAUUCUUCUUUCCGAGAUGGUUACAAACGUUGGCUAUGUGGUUAAAUCAUAAUCCGAACUAUACUCAAGUUACGGAAUGGUAUUCUGGUUGGAAGAGGAUGCUUUCGGACGAAUUAAUCAAUCAACCAACAAUAAAAGAACAUUUUCAUAACGCUUUGGAGAUGAUGAACAGGGCUGUGAACGUAGACCAACCGGGUGCUAAGGAAUCCAUUUUAUAUUUGAAAAAUAUGGAAGAAAACGGUAUUAAAGCACCACCGGUAACACAACCUAGAGUAGAGACGAUAGCGGAAGCUGUUAAAACGGCAUCAAAGAUUCCUCAAGGAUUUAAGGAUCUUGUGAUGAAGAAAUGCGAGGAGAGGGGAAUGCUCUUUGUACCAAUUCCGAAUAAGUACCACGAAGCCAAACAGGUGUAUAAAAUCGGUUCCAACGGGAUGCAGUGUUAUAUCGAUAGAAACGUUAUUUUUUAUUCACAAAAUUUUUCAGCUUGGGUACCAACUUCGUUAAAUAAAUUGUUAGAUUCCGCGUAAAUAUUGUUAGGUAUUUAUUUUUCAUUUUGUUGUAAAUAAUUGUGAAAUUACAUUUUUUUAUAGUA
Messenger RNA from Diorhabda sublineata, 2725 nucleotides. RefSeq names its product tuftelin-interacting protein 11 (gene sip1). Bases 87 to 2660 code for a protein of 857 amino acids. Gene Ontology annotation, molecular function: nucleic acid binding. Gene Ontology annotation, biological process: spliceosomal complex disassembly. The record is from RefSeq and is a predicted model, not a curated record. Gene Ontology annotation, cellular component: U2-type post-mRNA release spliceosomal complex. The transcript has 11 exons. NCBI's taxonomy places the organism in Eukaryota, Metazoa, Arthropoda, Insecta, Coleoptera, Chrysomelidae.